This is a messenger RNA of Lizanozyma spartinae, 1869 nucleotides long. RefSeq lists its product as uncharacterized. Bases 1 to 1869 code for a protein of 622 amino acids. The record is from RefSeq and is a predicted model, not a curated record. The transcript has a single exon. NCBI's taxonomy places the organism in Eukaryota, Fungi, Ascomycota, Pichiomycetes, Serinales, Debaryomycetaceae.
AUGAACGGGUUCGAAUCAGUGAAUCUAGACUCUACGGUUCUAGAUGAAGGUCGUAAGGAGUCAGCGUCCACAACGUCUGAUGAAGAAGACUUGAUCCCUCACGAUUUCAUUACCAGUGAACCCAUCAGUGAGUCCAGUGAUUCCCAUGUGAUACCCGGAGGUCUAACUGACAGUGAUGAGGACAGCCACGAGUACAGCCACGAGUACAGUGAGGAUAGCCGGCUCAAUCUGAUCGAUGAUCUACUCACAUCCACUGUGAGCAACGAUGCUUCAAUGGCUGAUCCCUCUGUCAUUCUUGACUUCCCCAAGCCUCCAAACAUAACCCAUUCAGGUGAAAACAUGGUCCAGUUCAUGCUCAGCAAAUGCCAAUCGUUGCAACAGGAAUUGAUCGACACUACAAGGCUACAAGACGUCUACAUCAAUGAGGGCAACGACAACUUGGACCAAACAAGACUGAGGAUUCAAACGUGUCUAACAAAACUAUCGGAAGCCUACUGCUCCCUCCAUGAGCUCUAUCAACGGGAACGAAACUAUGUCACUGCCACAUACGCUUCGUUCAACCAAUGGGACCAAAGGAGAGCCAAACUCUUGGCCAAGAUUUCGGACAUCAAGAGCACUUCAAGCAAAUACGGCAACAAAUUGGCCUCUUUGCUUGACGAUUCCAUAACUGUUGAUAACGAAAUUGCUGAAUUAGAAAGUAAACUCUCAAGUCUCCGCAACAAGAAGUUGGUUCUCAAUGCAGAAAUCAACUCCACAAGUUCUGUUUUGGAGAGUAAGACAUCAAAACAUGUGACGAUGUUUCGAGAUCUUGAUCAAAUGGGAUACGAAGCUUUAUUUUCUUUCCUCAAUGAACUGGGGGUCUCCGAGGGUCAGAUCCAUAACAUCAUCGACUACGCAACCGUUGAUGUCACCUUUAUGAAUAAAUACAAAGCUUCCAGCAAAAAAGCCCAAGAAUUGGCUCAAAGUAACGAUACAAUCAAAGGGUCAGCAUCAAAUGCCAACUCCAACUCAAAGUCAAAGCCAACUUCUUUACCUCCACCACCUUCCACACCAUUAUCACCAUAUGAAAAGGGGUUCGCCAAGGGCUCAAACAGCUCAAAGAAGAUAAGAAACCGCGUGCUUGCCAUAUUCCAAACCUACUUGCCUAAUGAUAAACAUCAACAAUACCAAUCCACUGACCAUCAACUUUCUUCAUCUGUUCCUCACAUACCAAAGACUAAUGAAUUGCAAGUUGACGACGAACAGAAUACCAUCUCGACCAAAUUGAAUCUAGAACCAAUCCUCCUACUUCUAAAGCACAAGGAACAAGCUCUACAAGAUUUGGAUCUUCAAGCCUCGAAAAUAGCUGCAAACUAUCACCAAUGUGAAAAGGCUUGGUCAGACUUGCAACUAGUUCUAGCACUGCAAGAACGGAAGCUCUUGAGUUACUUGGAAGCUUCCACAAACAUGCAAGCUGAUGGAGUAAAGAAUACAACUGUUUCAAUCAUCGAAACCUCCAUCAACCAAAUCCAAAGUACUUUGGAACGCAAUAACUUUAAAGAGUUUGACCCCACUUUGAAGCUUGCCAUAGUUAACGAAAUUAGAGCACUCAUUGCUGCUAUUAAUCUAGUAGCCAAUGUUGAUCUUUCCAAUAGCUUGGCCUCGUUGGCUCGUGUGGGUAUCUCGGAAGAGUGGCUCCUUAAUGACCAUAAAAGUCAACACCAAUACACUAACCUUCGGGCUCAUGAAGAAUCCACUACAAUAUCAAAUGAUUUGACUUAUUUUGGGAUUCCUCUGGUCAACAACCUUGUAAUGAAUACAAAUGAUCGUGAUCUUGUUCCUUCAGAAACAUUUCUUGUAGGAACAAGCAAACAAAUAAAGAAAGAAUGA